AUGGAUCCUCUUCUUGAGCGAUUCAUGCGCCCGCUGUAUCUGUAUCUAUUGAAAGUGUCAGCUUCCGCGGUAUCACUGGAAGAGGGAUACCCUUUCCUUGUUUUGACUGAGGUGUCGGGCUGUGAACCACUCGCGAAGUCGUUUUGCAAGCCUAUAUUGGCUCAGGGGUAG
Messenger RNA from Heterobasidion irregulare TC 32-1, 171 nucleotides. RefSeq lists its product as uncharacterized. The transcript is spliced from 2 exons. The coding region runs from base 1 to 171 and encodes 56 amino acids. Lineage: Eukaryota; Fungi; Basidiomycota; Agaricomycetes; Russulales; Bondarzewiaceae. The record is from RefSeq and is a predicted model, not a curated record.